Molecule: messenger RNA, 7292 nt
Organism: Cricetulus griseus (Chinese hamster)
Lineage: Eukaryota; Metazoa; Chordata; Mammalia; Rodentia; Cricetidae
Source: RefSeq, a predicted model, not a curated record
UGGAAGGCUGCUGGUUGUCGGUUUGCUGUGUUCAUCUGAGUCCUUCCUUGUAAGCAUAUUUACAAUCGACUUCCGGAUCUGGCAGGCGGUAUGGGGCUUUCCAUUCGAGCUAAGAAACUCGGAAUGGGUAAGAUCCCUCCAUCGGUGUGAGAGGGUAAGAUGGACCCAGAAGAGCAGGAGCUGCUAAACGAUUACAGAUACAGAAGUUACUCCUCGGUCAUCGAAAAGGCUUUAAGAAACUUCGAGUCCUCCAGUGAAUGGGCAGAUCUUAUAUCUUCACUUGGCAAGCUCAACAAGGCUCUCCAGAGCAACCUGAAGUAUUCUCUGCUGCCACGAAGGCUCCUUAUCAGCAAGAGGCUAGCUCAGUGUUUGCAUCCUGCCCUGCCCAGUGGUGUGCACCUAAAGGCCCUAGAGACCUACGAGAUCAUCUUUAAGAUUGUGGGGACCAAAUGGCUGGCCAAAGACUUGUUCCUGUACAGCUGCGGCCUGUUUCCCCUCCUGGCCUAUGCCGCCAUGUCGGUGCGGCCCGUGCUGCUUGGCCUGUAUGAGAGGUACUUCCUCCCACUGCAGAAGCUGCUCCUGCCCAGCCUCCAGGCCUUCCUGGUGGGCCUGCUGCCGGGCCUGGAGGAGGGCUCUGAGAUCUACGACAGAACAGAUGCGCUGCUCCUGAGACUGUCCCUGGUGGUGGGCCGGGAGGUGUUCUAUGCUGCCCUGUGGGGGAGCGUCCUGACCAGCCCUUCCAUCCGCCUCCCUGCCUCCUUGUUUGUGGUGAGCCACAUCAGCAGGGACUCACCAGGCAAGGAGCAGAAGUACAUGCUGGGCGCCGAUUACCAGCUCACGGUGAAAUCUCUGUGUGCAUCACUACUAGACACCAAUGUCCUUGUGCAGAGAAAUAAUCUGGAAAUCAUUCUGUUUUUCUUCCCAUUUUAUACGUGUCUGGACCCUGACGAGAGAGCCAUCCCCCUGCUCAGACGUGACGUCGUGCACAUUCUCUCUGCUGCCACCCAGACCCUCCUGAGAAGGGACAUGUCUCUCAAUAGGAGACUCUACGCCUGGUUACUAGGUUCAGACAUUAAAGGAAAUACCAUUGUGCCAGAAUUUGUCAUUUCUUCUUCCUAUGAAGACCAGUCCUCAUAUUUUUUUGACAAAUACUCCAAGAAUCUUUUAGUUGAGGCUCUGUCUGAGAUACUCCAUCAGAAGUUCUCAGAUGCUGACAUAGAGGAGCGCCAGCACGCGUACCUGAAGCCUUUCCGUAUCCUCCUCAGUCUACUGGACAAGCCAGAAAUAGGACCUCAAGUGGUUGAGAAUUUAUUUCUGGAAGUCAUCAGAGCCUUUUAUUCUUACUGUCAUGAUGUCCUUGGCUCUGACCUUAAACUUAGCUACACUCAGAGUGGGAAUCUGUUAACAAGCACAAUCAAAGAAAACAGACAUGCCUCCGAGAUUGUGAAGACGGUCAAUCUGCUGGUCUCCUUGCUCAGCACAGACUUUCUGUGGGAUUACAUGGCACGGUGUUUCGAGGAAUGCUUCAGACCAGUGACGCAGACAGCUAUUGGAGAAGCCAUCGGCCCUCCCCCCACCGUCGCUGAGCUCUGCACCCUCCUCGUGUUCCUGCUGGAUGUAAUUCCCUUGGAACUCUACUCUGAGGUGCAGACACAAUACCUUCCACAGGUGCUUGGCUGCCUACUGCAGCCUCUUGCUGAGGAGGUGGAAGCCCUGAGCUUGGCUGAGCUCACACAUGCCUUGAAGACAUGUUUCAAGGUGCUGAGCAAAGUCCAGAUGCCUCCCUCCUACCUAGACAUGGCGGCCAGCAGUGGGAACUCGAGUCCAGUAAAAGGAGAAAGCAGUGACAUCAUUUUAGAAACAAAGGCAAGUGAUGAAGAGGCUCCCUUCCCCCCACUGAAAUCUGAAGACAGUGGGAUCGGGCUCAGCGCCUCAUCACCGGAGCUCUCUGAGCGCCUAAGGGUGCCUCGGGUAUCUGCCGAAAGAGACGACAUUUGGAAGAAAGAUGGGACCAUGCAGAGGACAUUUCUCUGCAUCCAGGAGCUCAUCGCCAACUUUGCCAGCAAGAACAUUUUUGCAGCAUCACUGACAGUGUCUGGGGAGGAAAGCAAACCUGAGGAGCCCCCAGGGAAGAGCGACAAGGGCAUCAGCCACUCUGGCAGGAAGAGCUCGUGGGACCCCAAACCCAUCACUGUGCCCCAGUUUAAGCAAAUGCUUUCGGACUUGUUCACAGCACGGGGGUCCCCCUUUAAGACAAAAAGUUCAGAGUCAAUGUCAUCUGUGCCCAGUAGUCCCCACAGGAAAGCAGAAGCAGAAUGGGACAUUGAUGAGGUGGUCAUUGAGUUGGUGGGCUCUAAGGAGGACUGUAGGGAGGCCUUCGCCGCCGCCUGCCACCUGCUGCUGGACUGUGCCACCUUCCCUGUCUACCUGUCUGCAGAGGAGACUGAGCAGCUGUGUGAAAUGCUCUUCCAGACUUCAGAAGCCAGCGACUGCAGCUUCCCAUCCUGGCUGAAAUCCCUUAUGACCAUUUGCUGCUGCGUGAACGACUGUUCCCUGCAGAACAUAGCCAUCGCCACCCUGCUGGAGGUGAUAAACCACUCCCAGUCCCUGGCUCUCGUCAUUGAAGACAAGAUGAAGCGCUACAAAACCUCUGGGAACAACCCAUUCUUUGGCAAGUUACAGAUGGUGACAGUCCCUCCCAUUGCUCCUGGGAUCUUGAAGGUCAUUGCAGAGAAAACGGAUUUCUAUCAGAGGGUGGCUCGUGUGCUCUGGAACCAGCUGAACAAGGAGACCCGAGAGCAUCACAUCACUUGUGUAGAGCUGUUCUAUCGCCUACACUGCCUGGCCCCAACUGCCAACAUUUGUGAGGACAUCAUCUGCCACGCCCUGCUGGACCCUGACAAGGGGACAAGGCUGGAAGCUCUGUUCAGGUUUUCCGUGAUCUGGCACCUGACACGAGAGACCCAGGGCAGCCGCGUGACAUCUCACAACCGCUCAUUUGACAGGUCCUUGUUUGUCGUCCUGGAUAGCCUGGCUUGCACAGAUGGUGCCAUCAGUGCUGCUGCCCAGGGCUGGUUGGUGCGUGCACUCUCCCUUGGGGACGUGGCACGCAUCCUGGAACCCAUGCUCCUGCUGCUGCUCCAGCCCAAAACCCAGAGGACCUCCAUCCACUGUCUCAAGCAGGAGAACUCAGCCGAGGACUUACAUCGUUGGUUUAACAGGAAGAGGCACACAUUCAAAGAGGCGUGUGGGAUAUCUGAGCCGCAAGAGGGCACCUCUGAGGAGCACCUGCCUCUUGGCCAAUUCACCACAGUGGAUCGUGAAGCCAUCUGGGCUGAAGUAGAGAAGGAACCAGAAAAAUGCCCACCAAGAAGUGAUUUGAGCGAGGAAGACAUGCCCUACUACAUGGACCUUCCAGACAGGAUAGCCUCUUGUGGCCCUGACAGCAGCGAGCACACGGAGUCUGCAGACACGAGCUCUGUCCACACUGACAGUGAAAACACGUCCACUUUCUCAUCUCCCUCCCACGACCUACAGGACCUGAGCCACGAGGAGAACUGCUGUGCACCCAUACCCAUCGGGGGCAAGGCCUACUCGAAGCGAGCAGCCUUGCUGCCAACCUUGCAGCCAGAAAGCCUCAAGUCCAGUGCCAAGUUAGGCCUAGUGCGAGCAGACUCUGACAAGACACAGGCUUCCGAGUCGCUCUCCAGCGAUGAGGAGGCUGAUGUGGAGCUCCAAGCCAUUACCACCACAUCGAGGCUGUUGAGGCAGCAGAAGGAGAAGCAGGAGUCCCUCGAGGCCUUGUUCAAACACAUCUUGCUCUACCUGCAGCCCUACGACUCCCAGAGGGUCCUCUAUGCCUUCUCUGUGCUGGAGGCUGUGCUUAAGACCAACCCCAAGGAGUUCAUCGAGGCCGUGUCCAGGACUGGCAUAGACACCAGCUCCACCGCUCACCUCAACCUCAUCUCCAAUCUCCUGGCACGCCACCAGGAGGCUCUCGUUGGCCAGAGUUUUUAUGGCAAGCUGCAGACCCAGGCCCCCAAUGUGUGCCCCCACUCGCUGCUAAUUGAGCUCCUCACCUACCUCUGCCUGAGCUUCCUGCGUUCCUACUACCCCUGCUACCUGAAGGUCUGCCACAGGGACGUCCUUGGCAACCGCGACGUGCAGGUCAAGAGUGUGGAGGUCCUGAUCAGGAUAACGACACAGCUGGUCUCGGUGGCCAAGUCCUCAGAAGGGAAGAAUGUGGAGUUUAUCCACAGCCUGCUGCAGAAGUGCAAGGUGCAGGAGUUUGUCCUGCUCUCGCUGUCGGCAUCCAUGUAUACCAGCCAGAAGCGCUAUGGCCUGGCCACCGCUGACCGAGGCAGGGUCCCGAUGGAGGUCAGCCUCUUUGAGGAGAGCCUCAUCAACCUGGGGCAGGACCAAAUUUGGAGCGAGCACCCGCUGCAGAUUGAGCUACUCAAGCUUCUGCAAGCGCUGAUCGUCCUGGAGCACCACCUGGGCCAGGGUCAGGAGGAUGCCCAGAGUCAGCCGGCCCUGUCCCGAGAGUGGCAGAGGGCCCUCAACUUUCAGCAGGCCAUUGGUGCCAUGCAGUACGUGCAGCCACACCCCCUCCCCUCCCAGGGCCUGCUGGUCUCCGCUGUGGUGAGGGGUCUGCAGCCUGCCUAUGGGUAUGGCAUGCACCCCGCCUGGGUGAGCCUGGUCACACACUCCUUACCGUACUUUGGAAAGUCUCUGGGCUGGACAGUGACACCCUUUGUUAUCCAGAUUUGCAAAAAUUUGGACGAGCUGGUGAAGCAGUAUGAGAGCGAGUCUGUCAAGCUGUCCGUCAGCACAACCUCAAAAAAGGAAAACAUCUCUCCGGAUUACCCACUCACUCUUCUAGAAGGUCUAACAACCAUUAGCCAUUUCUGUCUUUUGGAACAGCCCACCCAACACAAAAAGACUGCUGCCAUCAGUGACCCAAUCAACCUGAGGAAUGCCAAGAACGCCAUCUUGGAAGAGCUGCCCCGAAUUGUGAAUACCAUGGCCCUUAUCUGGAAUGUCCUCAGAAAGGAGGACACUCAGAAGAGACCCGUGGACCUCCUGGGAGCCACGAAAGGAUCCUCCUCCGUCUACUUCAAAACCACCAAGACCAUAAGACAAAAGAUUUUAGAUUUGCUGAACCCGUUGACAGCCCAUCUCGGGGUUCAGCUGAUAGCUGCCGUGGCUACAGUGUGGAGCAGGAAGCAAGCUCGGCGCCACAGCAAGACGAAGAUAGUCCCCAUGGCAAGUGCAUCCCAGCACACACUUGUCGACCUGGUUUGUGCUCUCAGCACCCUGCAGACAGAUUCGGUGCUGCAGCUGGUGAAGGAGGUGGUGAAGAGACCACUGCAGAUCAAGGGGGAUGAGAAGUCGCCCUUGGUGGACAUUCCUGUGUUGCAGUUCUGCUACGCUUUCAUUCAGAGGCUCUCGAUACCAGACUUGCAGGAGAACUUCCCUUCACUCCUGGGUGUCCUGAAGGAGUCUGUGCAGCUGAACCUGGCUCCCCCUGGGUAUUUUUUGCUUCUCAGCAUACUUAAUGACUUCGUGACCAGAACACCCAACCCGGAAAGCAAGAAGGAUCAAAAAGACCUUCAGGAAAUCACUCAGAAAAUCCUGGAAGCGAUAGGGACCAUUGCUGGCUCCUCCUUGGAACAAACCAGCUGGCUCAGCAGAAACCUGGAGGUGAGAGCCCAGCCUCAGGUCUCUCUGGAAGAGUCUGACGCUGAAGACGAUGAGCACGCAGACACAGAUGCUGCUGUGGCUUCCGCAAUGGUGUCAGCUUCUGCUCCCUCUGUUUACAGUGUGCAAGCACUCUCUCUCUUGGCAGAGGUUCUGGCUUCUCUCCUGGACAUGGUUUAUCGAAGUGAUGAGAAAGAGAAGGCCGUGCCAUUGAUCUCCCGUUUGCUGUAUUACGUGUUUCCUUACCUGCGCAACCACAGUGCAUACAAUGCUCCCAGCUUCCGAGCCGGUGCCCAGCUGCUGAGCUCCCUGAGCGGCUAUGCCUAUACCAAACGGGCCUGGAAGAAGGAAGUGCUGGAGCUGUUUCUGGACCCUGCUUUCUUCCAGAUGGACACUUCUUGUGCUCACUGGAAGUCCAUUAUUGACCAUCUUCUGACUCAUGAGAAAACAAUGUUUAAGGAUUUAAUGAACAUGCAGAGCAGCUCCCUGAAGCUGUUCUCCAGUGUUGAUCAGAAGGCCAUGCUGCUGAAGCGACAGGCUUUUGCUGUCUUCAGUGGCGAGCUUGACCAGUACCACCUCUACCUUCCUCUGAUACAAGAGCGCCUGACAGACAACCUCAGAGUCGGACAGACAUCCACAGUCGCUGCUCAGAUGUUUCUUUUUUUCAGAGUUCUGCUGCUAAGAAUAUCUCCCCAGCAUCUGACCUCACUGUGGCCAAUCAUGGUCUCCGAACUGAUCCAGACAUUCCUACAGCUUGAAGAGGAUCUCAAAGAGGAAGAUGAAUCUCUGAGAAACAGCAACAAAACAAACCGAAUAAAAGUCCCAGUUGCUGAUGGGAAUGGGCCUUCAGGUGGGACUGUGUCCCCAGGUGACCUCAUCAUGUACCUCUCUGCUUGCAAAUUCCUGGACACUGCGCUCUCUUUCCCGCCUGACAAGAUGCCGCUGUUUCAGAUUUAUAGAUGGGCGUUUGUCCCGGAAGUGGACACUGAGCACCCCACCUUCCUGUCGGAGCUAGAAGAGAACCACCAAGAGUGCAGACCCCACACUGUCCGGAUCCUAGAACUUCUAAGAUCAAAAUACGGGGAAACUGGCAGCUCUGAUGAGAUCACCAGGGAGAGCGAGUUCCCUCUUCUGCGCCAACAUUCCGUUUCUAGCAUCAGGCAGUUGAUACCGUUCUUCAAGACAUUAAACUGUGCUUUCAAGACCCAAAGCCACCUGCCCUCUGAUGCUCCAGGAACCUCAGUGCCGGAGCUCCCUGUGGUCGACAGUCCGAGGGUCCUGCGGCAGCUGGAGGAGUGCGUGGAGCAUGACUUCCUCGAGUAUCCAGAGUGUUAGCACCCGAGGAGGGCUUCCUCGUUGGUCUUUCUCCCCAUCCCUGAAGGAGGACGACAGGGAUGUCCUGUGGAGAAGAUGGGGACUGGGCAAUUUGAACCAAGUCUACCACAGUCCUGAAUGUCCAUACAGGUAUUUUCUGUUCAGCAGCCAAACAGGCCUCCUUUAAAUGCCUUGUAAUAUACGUCAAUCUCAGUUUGUGUUUCUUCUUCAAUGUAUGUAAUGGAAAUAAAAUUAAUAUAUCAUAUAAGCACACACAA